AUGUUUUCUCUGGCAGCACACACAGAUGUUCGUGCAUUUCCGCGUUUCUUCAAACAGUUUAUUAAGAGAUGCGUCUUCACGAAGAAACAAGUACUUCGUGAUAUUUCGUUUCGUGAUGCUAAUUUUGGAAUUGCAUUUGAUGUCGAUGGGGUUUUUACAAGAGGACCUCUAGUCUUACCUGACGCCCUUCGAGCCUCCGAAAUGCUGCAUGAAGAAAAUGGGAAUUGGCGUAUUCCUGUCUUAUUUCUUACAAACGCAGCAAAUAUUUUGCCUUCAGAGAUCGUAACGCCAAAUUCGGCUCUGAAAAUUUAUUCGGUAUUUGACAAACAUGUCGCUGUUUGUGGUCAUGGUUCUCUUAAGGCGGUCGCAAAAAGCAUUGGAUUUAAAAAGAUUUCCACAAUCGAGGAUAUUUCUGCAAACUUUCCUUGGCUAGAUGCCUGCAGACCAAAGGAAGUUCUCUAUUCUGACGCGUUAAAGAGAGCAGAUUUUAGCAAGAUUGAAGCUAAAUCACCUCCUCCCCAGUUGCCAAUUUUUGUCUGCGGAAGCGAUCUCGUAUGGGCUAGCAAUGCUCCCAGUCCACGAAUCGCCAUGGGAAGCUUUUUGUGCUGCCUGGAUACCCUCUACGAGAACCUGACUGGCCGACGUAUCACCUACACUGGCCUGUUGGGCAAGCCAAACCCUCUUGCAUACAUCUUUGCCCUCUCUCAACUCAACGCCAUUGCGGCAAAGCGGUUUGGUGCCACACAGCCCCUCAAACGCAUCUAUUGCAUUGGUGACAAUCCCGAGGUGGACAUCUACGGAGCCAACCUCUUCAACCUCUACCUUCAGACCAUCUCUGAUGAGACGUGGAGCCCCCUCUUUGAGUUGAUAAGCACGCUGGUGCAAGAGGAGCAUCCUUGCCUUUUCUCCGGCCCCUCCACGAACAAAUGCGACCGACCGGAGCUGCUCAUCGAGAAGGCGAUCAAAUGGAGCCAGCUAACUCGACGCUCCAAAACCAUGCUUGAGACACUCAGGGAACUAGUAAUAGAAAAACCGAAACGAUCCCCCCCAUGCACUAUGGAACCUAUCCUAGUAACUUCCGGUGUCUACCAGGAAACUGAGGGAGUGCCAGAUGAAUGGAAGGGUCUGCACCAUGUACUGCAGGACUUUUCGGACCUCUCUCACCUCUACGAGCCACGCUUCGUGUCUCCUAACGUGGCUGAAGCUGUUGCCUCCAUCCUCUCCUUGGAAUGCGCCCUCGGCAGUUCAGAGGCCACAUCCAUCCCUGCCUCCGCCAACGGUGACCUCAAUUAG
Molecule: messenger RNA, 1293 nt
Organism: Hydatigera taeniaeformis
Lineage: Eukaryota; Metazoa; Platyhelminthes; Cestoda; Cyclophyllidea; Taeniidae
Source: the annotation of a GenBank genome assembly